Puccinia triticina is the source of this 663-nucleotide messenger RNA. RefSeq lists its product as uncharacterized. The coding region runs from base 1 to 663 and encodes 220 amino acids. NCBI's taxonomy places the organism in Eukaryota, Fungi, Basidiomycota, Pucciniomycetes, Pucciniales, Pucciniaceae. The transcript is spliced from 7 exons. The record is from RefSeq and is a predicted model, not a curated record. Gene Ontology annotation, biological process: regulation of lipid metabolic process. Gene Ontology annotation, cellular component: mitochondrion.
AUGGCAUCGGUCAAAGUUGUCUCGCUGUUGAUCAAGACCUUGAGCAAACCAAUUGCCAACCGGCUCAAGAUCAGUGCACAGGAACAUCCUAAGUUCAGCCAAGCAUUUCGUACAGUGUGUGUAGGCCUUGCUCAAUCCCUUCAUCGAUACGAAACUCGCCUGGCCGCCGGAAUUUUCGCCAAAGUACAUCCUGUUAUUCGGCCCCUCAGUGAUACCAAGGCUAUUCAAAAUGGUGCCAACUUCUUAUCCGAAGCUUUCUUAUUCUCAGUGGCAGUAGCCCUAAUCGUAGCCGAGAACUUACGAGGAAGGAUGCAGACAGCUCAUCGACGAGACGUUGUCAACGAACGACUCACCGAGCUGGAAACUCUAUGCGCGAAUAUCCGAACAAAUCAAGAAACACUACAGCGACAGAUCCAGCCGCUCUUGCUUCUGCAUACCGACCAACAAGAAGGAGAAGACUUUUUGCAGACUUCGAGCCAGCCGGCGACGGGCGGACAGUCGGAGUCUUCGGGACCAGGCUCCAGCGGCUCGGCCGACGACCGGCCUGUUUGUUUACCCACCGAUAAUGAUGAGCGGCCGUCAGAACUUACUCGGCCUCAACCUCUUGCUGAUGACCAGACCGUGCGCCGGGCCGAACUCGCCCUGGGAUGGAUAAAAGCUUGA